UCAGAUGAUGCAAAAUCCUCAGAUUCUUGCAGCCCUUCAAGAAAGACUUGAUGGUCUGGUAGAAACACCAACAGGAUACAUUGAAAGUUUGCCUAGGGUAUCUAAAAGACGAAUGAAAGCUCUCAAAAAUCUUCAAAUUAAAUGUGCACAGGUAGAAGCCAAAUUAUAUGAGGAAGUUCAUGAUCUUGAAAGAAAGUAUGCUGUUCUCUCUCAGCCUCUAUUUGAUAAGUGAUCUGAGAGAAUUAAUGCAAUUUUGGAACCUACGAAAGAAGAAUGUGAAUGGAAACCAGAUGAGGAGGAUGAAAUUUCGGAGGAGCUGAAAGAAAAAGCCAAGAUUGAAGAUGAGAAAAAGGAUGAAGAAAAAGAAGACCCCAAGGGAAUUUCUGGAUUCUGGUUAACUGUGUUUAAGAACAUUGACUUGCUCAGUGAUAUGGUUCAGGAACAUGAUGAACCUAUUUUGAAGCAGUUGAAAGAUAUUAAAGUGAAGUUCUCAGAUGCUGGCCAGCCCAUGAGUUUUGUCUUAGAAUUUCACUUUGAACCCAGUGAAUAUUUCACAAAUGCAGUGCUGACAAAGACAUAUAGGAUGGGGUCAGAACCAGAUGAUUCUGAUCCCUUUUCUUUUGAUGGACCAGAAAUUAAGGGCUGUACAGGGUGUCAGAUAGAUUGGAAAAAAGGAAUGAAUGUCACUGUGAAAACCAUGAAGGAGAAGCAGAAACACGAGGGAUUUGUGACGGUUCGUACUAUAUCCAAAACAGUUUCCAAUGACUUUUUCUUUAAUUUUUUUGCCCCUCCUGAAGUUCCUGAGAGCGGAGAUCUGGAUGAUAACGCUGAAGCUAUCCUUGCUGCAGACUUUGAAAUUGGUCACUUUUUACAUGAGCGUAUAAUCCCAAGAUUAGUGUUUUACUUUACCGGAGAAGCUACUGAAGAUGAUGAUUAUGAUGAAGAAGGUAAAGAAGCAGAUGAGGAAGGGGAAGAAGAAGGAGAUGAGGAAAACAAUCCAGACUAUGACUCAAAGAAGGACCAAAACCCAGCAGAGUGCAAGUAGCAGUGAAGCAGGAUGUAUGUGGCCUUGAGGAUAACCUGCACUGUAAGAGCCUAAACACAACUAUGAUUUACUUACAGCCUUAUGUUUUUGUAUUUUCUCGGUAGACUCAGUAAUUUUUUUUAAAGGAAAGGAACUGAUCAUUUUAAAGACCAAUUUGUUCUACUUAGCAUUUUAACUCUAGUUUUUC
This is a messenger RNA of Enhydra lutris kenyoni (northern sea otter), 1232 nucleotides long. RefSeq names its product nucleosome assembly protein 1-like 1. Gene Ontology annotation, molecular function: histone binding; chromatin binding. The transcript is spliced from 2 exons. The record is from RefSeq and is a predicted model, not a curated record. Gene Ontology annotation, biological process: nucleosome assembly. Gene Ontology annotation, cellular component: chromatin; nucleus. Lineage: Eukaryota; Metazoa; Chordata; Mammalia; Carnivora; Mustelidae.